Mya arenaria is the source of this 3818-nucleotide messenger RNA. RefSeq lists its product as uncharacterized. Bases 89 to 2164 code for a protein of 691 amino acids. The record is from RefSeq and is a predicted model, not a curated record. Gene Ontology annotation, molecular function: protein binding. The transcript is spliced from 2 exons. NCBI's taxonomy places the organism in Eukaryota, Metazoa, Mollusca, Bivalvia, Myida, Myidae.
CAAAUUUGUACUUUCGGUUAAGUUUUUAACCUUUUAAAAAAAUUACAGAAAUUGAUGUAAUUAAUCGGAAAACGUUGCUGGCAAGACAAUGGACCGUGACCAUCAAGGCCAGCAGGUGAUGUCCUUAAGACUGUCCAAAGUUCUGAGGGACAUCGGUGUCACCAGACAGAUGGUUGUCCGGAGGAGGAGGACAUUUCUGAUGAAGGAGAAGAUGAUAACAGUAGUCGACAAUAUUAAAAAUAAUAUUUUGUUUAAAUAUUUUGUUUUUGGUAGCCAAUCGGAAGGGACAACAACUCUAGGCAUGCAAUCUGAUAUAGAUAUGCUACGAUGCGUAGACGAUAUCAGUGUGAUACUGGACUGGAGAGAAUGGAAGCCAGCAAAAAUGUGUUUUCUGGUAAUAAAGAACGACUUAUCUCCACCCCAGCACUGCUGUCUGCAGUUACUGAAACGUGACUGUCCAUUGCCUGAAGGACUGGACAAUGUGCCAGCAAUAUGGGAUGUGGAGGCAGCAAUGGAUGGCAGGGUGCUGCUGAAAAACACUUGGAUGGAUGAUUUAUGGAAGCAGGAAUUUGGUGUGUUAUUCAGAAAACAAGGGCCAUCAAGAAGUACUGUCGACUAUUUUGAUUAUAUAUUCGCGUUUAGCUUCAGUGGACAGGUGCUCGAAUGCAAUUUUCUAUUCACAAGACCGAAGCCCGGUCACUGGCCGAGACCUGAAAUACUCGCAAAAGCACGUGAGUGUAAAUUAUUCAUUGUUCCACAGGGACACGCUGAGAGUGAUCAGUCAAAGCUGGAAUGGAGAUUCUCAACGUCACUGAUUGAAAGACUACUUAUGUUUGAUCUCAAUAUUUUACAAACACAAGUUUAUACAUUUCUGAAGAUCUUACGAAAGACUUUCUUCAAGCCGUUAGUUGGUGAUAGACUAAGCACGUUUCAUAUCAAAACAGCUCUAUUGUUUACUCUAGAGACUCAUCCUCCAGAAAUCUGGCAGGAACAUAACCUGAUGAAGUGUGCUAAAUACUGCCUGAAAACUCUUCAGCGGUGGUUCAAACUUCGGCACUGUCCACAUUACACAAUCUCGGGAGUGGAUUUGUUUGUGGGAAAAGUGAGAAAAUGGGAGUUUCCUUUCCUGUCAGCAAAACUAUCUGACAUGAUAGACAACAUCAUGGACUAUGUCACCCAGAUAGAAAUGGACCAGAUAGGGGAGAGGAUCGGUGACAUAUGCAGAACAUUCAGUACAAGAUAUCAGAAUACAUUAGCUACAGUGAGCUACUGCGUUGAUGAAGGAAUAAUCUCACUAUUCGGUAUGUAUCGUAGAUCUACGUUUGCAAUGAAGGACAUUUGCUCAACAAGGAACAUUCUCUUAAACGUUCGGGAAAUUCGUUAUGAGUCCGAUAUAUGUGCAGAAUUACAACAUGCAGAAAAAUGGCUUUACCAAUAUCUUGCGUCCAUGAUAGUAUCUAGGUGUCAUCGCUUGAACCAGCCAAUACCACCAGACAUUUACCGCGUGUAUGAAGCCUCCAUAGACCCAGAUCUCACCUCUGGCAGAUUGAAGUUGGCAUCCAUGAUGUACUGCAGUGGUCAGUACGAAAUGGCAGAAUUGAUGUUGGCCUACACCGAGGGUCUGAUGCAUGCCGAUGUGUGGCAGUGGUGUCCAUGUAUGGGAAGGGCGGAUCAUGAGCAAACUGAGACAUUUCUACAAAAUGUUCAUACAUCACCUCUUUUGGAAUUGAUAAAACGGCAUGUUGCAUGCAGCGUUCUUUUUAAUCCAUUAGAAAUAUGUUGUGUACCUGGGCUCCUAGUAUACGAGAUGUAUAGAACGAUUCGUCCUGAAGAUUUCCACCACAGACGUCGAAAAGUAGAUGAGUGGAUGGGCCUUGUUGUAAUUGACUCCAAACCCUUUAUGUUCUACCUGCAGUACCUCACAUUCAGACAACUGGGAAAAGAAGAGAGAAAACUGGAUGCAAAAUAUAAGUUACUCAACUAUAUUUGUGUUGAGAGUAGAGGGUGUGGUCAUAUAGAUACGGCCCUCCAUGUACUUGGCCACUGCUAUGAACUGGAGAACUGGUAUGAUAUGGCAUUGGCAUUGUACAGAAAAUCCCUUGAAUUAUUUCCUCACAACAAUGCAGCCAUAUGGCAUAUCGUGAGACUCCUUCAGCAGUCAUGAAGAAUACCAGAACAUUAGAAGCACACACCGUAUCACCCUAAUAUGGUAGCUUCAAUAAUCCAAAUUACUUUUUAAGUGGGAGUCAGCACUAUUGCAUUCGGAUAGAUAUCUGAAGUAAACUAUUUGACAUUUCAGCGUUUGAAGUAAGGCAUGCAUCACAUCUCAGUUAAAGUUCACUUAGUGACAUAGUGACACUAUAAUGAAGUUCAAGAUGUUUCAUUAAUAACUAUUCAAGUUUCGGAAUACACGUUUAUUUUUUAAUAAUAUGAACUCAGAGACACAUUUUAAACUGAUUUGUUAUUAUUCGUGCAAUUAUACCCCUAACAUUUAAUAUACAAAGGGUAAAUUGUCUCUUAGAAUUUAUAUAUAACAGAUUCAAGUCUGACUCUAAAUAGGUUGAAACAAAAGAAAUAAUGCAUGAAAAGUGUCCGUCAUUGUUUACAUUGCUUUUUGAUUUUGAGUUUCUAUUUUCAGAACAAUAUUACAUUUGCCUGAAACUAACUGUAUUCACCGCUACAAAUACUCUGCAAAUGAACGAAAUCCUCAAUAAAAUUAAGAUUUCAAUGCUAUAUUCUGUCAUUGAAAUCCAAUCUUGGUUCCUCCUUAACAGUGUAAGUUUGUAUAAACGCAUUCUAUUCAACAUAUAUUUCAAACAUCAGCUUGCAACAGUGUAUGUUAAACGAUUUUAUAAAUGAUGUAUUGAAACGGAUUAAAAAACAGAGCUUAUCAUAUAUCACUUCGAGGAUAAAUUGCAUUAUAAGGUUAAUUCAUGUUUGAUACAAACGUAUGAAAUGAGCCAGUUCAAGAAUUUGCAUAAAAUAAUAUUUUCAAAUGGAUAAAGAAUUAAAAUGGCAAUUAAUAGAAUGCAAAAAAUGACGUCUUAUGUUAAUAGCAUUUCCAAUAAAGAAUUAAUAUUCGGUGAUUUAUUUUGCAUAUAAGGCAUCAGCGACUGAUACUCUUGCAAUUGAUACCAACAUGAAGUAUUAACACUGAAUUAUCUUAUACCUUUGAUUGAAUGACGAUAGUAUUUAAAAUGUUACGACUCUCGGUGGUACUAAGUGCAACUGUAAACGCAGAUAUAGAGGUAAUAAAUAUUUACUAUCAAGCUAAACAAUAGCUAGAUUGUGCCAUGCUAAUGUUCUAUUGACUUGCCUCACAUUGCAGUAACAAUACUUAUUCGCAAAAGAAUGACAAGUAACAUCUUAUAAUGAUAACCCUAGCUUGUGAACACAGAUAUAGAUGUACUUGAUCUUUAAGGUAUACCAUGUACAAUAAUAUUGCCAUUUGGUGGCGCCAUCGGUAGUUAUGAUAAAUUAUGAUACAUUGUAGGUCAUAUAAACUUGAUGUCACACGAAAGGUUAUUGCUUACUUAUACCUACAGUUAAUGACCGCCAAUCACAAAAGGAAAAGAUCUAGAUUGCUUUUCAUUAUUACAAUUAAAUCGGCCAUUAAAAUUUCGAUUUUAUAAACUACAUAUUUAUUGCAAUAGUUUUACGUUGUCCGUGUAAUGCUUAUACAAAUAUCCGUUCUCUUCACUUAAACGCUUUUGAAAUUGUACUAAUAUAAUAUAAGGGUACCAGGUAUCGACAAUUCACUGUCUUGUACAUCAGAUACCUUAAUAAUAAGCUGAAGGCAAGUUUGCACCCGACCAAUG